This is a messenger RNA of Gadus macrocephalus (Pacific cod), 2797 nucleotides long. RefSeq names its product ELAV like neuron-specific RNA binding protein 4 (gene elavl4). Lineage: Eukaryota; Metazoa; Chordata; Actinopteri; Gadiformes; Gadidae. The record is from RefSeq and is a predicted model, not a curated record. The coding region runs from base 397 to 1659 and encodes 420 amino acids. Gene Ontology annotation, molecular function: RNA binding. Gene Ontology annotation, cellular component: ribonucleoprotein complex. The transcript has 9 exons.
UUUACCUCGCGCAGCCAAUGAGACGCUACGCGCGAGGAUGCUGGAUAUUCCAUAAAUGGCUUGUUAGGGAAAGGUGUUAUUUUCUCUGCGCGUUGUGUUCACGGGAAUCUCGAGUCUCUAUUUGUUGUUCAUGUUUUAUUAUUAAGCCCGCGUGCUUUAUUCGAUGUACGUUGUUGGCAGAGGAUAAAAUAGCAAGGGUUGACUUCUCGCACCGACGGCGUAUAGGCUACUUGUCGUUUUUUUGGGAGAUUCGGCUCCAUUCAUCCACACCAGCACGCGUUUACAGCCUCAACUAUCCGAUUGUCCUUGGGACCACGCGCUCUCCGAGUUUACCCGCCGAGACUACAGUUAGCACGGCACGCCUUCCUCCCUCUCUAACGACACUCUGAAACGAGAAUGGUCAUGUGCCGUGAAGUUCCAAUGCACAUUGCUGAUGCUGAAUGUACACUUAGUGGUGAAGGGUCGACAGAGACUCAGUGGCGUCAGGCAGAGCUCCCGCAGCUCCAGGGCUGGGCGGAGAAAGGACUGCUGACACAGCCAAAGAUGAUCAUCAGUAACAUGGAGGCCCCGGUGUCAAACGGCCCCAGCGGCAACACCUCCAACGGGCCGACCACCAACAGCCGCGGCUGCCCCUCCCCGAUGCAGACCGGCGGCGCCACGGAUGACAGCAAGACCAACCUCAUCGUCAACUACCUGCCCCAGAACAUGACCCAGGAGGAGUUCCGCAGCCUGUUCGGCAGCAUCGGAGAGAUUGAGUCCUGCAAGCUUGUCCGUGACAAGAUCACAGGUGAGACCACAGGACAGAGUCUUGGAUACGGGUUUGUUAACUACAUUGACCCAAAGGAUGCAGAGAAGGCCAUCAACACAUUAAACGGACUGAGACUCCAGACCAAAACAAUCAAGGUGUCGUACGCACGGCCAAGCUCCGCCUCCAUCCGCGAUGCCAACCUGUAUGUGAGCGGCCUGCCCAAGACCAUGACCCAGAAGGAGCUGGAGCAGCUCUUCUCCCAGUAUGGACGCAUCAUUACCUCUCGCAUCCUGGUCGACCAGGUCACAGGCCCCACAGGCGGCUCCCGGGGCGUGGGCUUCAUCCGCUUCGAUAAGAGGAUAGAGGCCGAGGAGGCCAUCAAGGGCCUGAACGGGCAGAAGCCGUCCGGCGCCGCCGAGCCCAUCACCGUCAAGUUCGCCAACAACCCCAGCCAGAAGACCAGCCAGGCCCUGCUGUCCCAGCUGUACCAGUCCCCCAGCCGGCGCUACCCUGGGCCCCUGCACCACCAGGCCCAGCGGUUCAGGCUGGACAAUUUGCUUAAUAUGGCCUAUGGCGUAAAGAGGUUCUCCCCCAUCACCAUUGACAGCAUGACCAGCCUGGUGGGCAUGAACAUCCCGGGCCACACAGGGACCGGCUGGUGCAUCUUCGUGUACAACCUCUCCCCCGACUCCGACGAGAGCGUUCUCUGGCAGCUGUUUGGGCCGUUCGGCGCCGUCAACAACGUCAAGGUGAUCCGCGACUUCAACACCAACAAGUGCAAAGGCUUCGGCUUCGUCACCAUGACGAACUACGACGAGGCGGCCAUGGCGAUCGCCAGCCUCAACGGCUACAGGCUGGGCGACCGCGUCCUCCAAGUCUCCUUCAAGACCAACAAGACGCACAAGUCUUGAGCCAGUGAACCGGUGAAUCCAGUUUGCACCCCCCAAACACCACCACCACCACCACCACCACCACCCCCCUUCCAUCGCCAACUUGGUCCAGUCCAAACACCCCCCUACCCUGUCCCCCUUCCAACGCCUCUCCCCCGAAACCCCUCACCCCACCCUCCCCAACCCCACCCCAGAACACCCCAACCGCCCUGGUCCCUUUCGUCACAACCUUCUAUUGCCACUCUCUGACAGCCAUCCGACACAGCAAACUCAUCCCCAAACUUCAACCCCAAACUCAACGCCAACACAGAGCAACCGAUUAAAAAAUCAUCAACAAAUUGAACUAGAAAUGGCUUAUAUUAUAACUUUGGACCUAUAAGCCAAUGUUGCCUAAGUAUUACAAAAAUGAAAUGAUGAAAUGUGUCCAUAUGUUUUCGGAAGCUCCUGUGAUAAAACAGGCUUCUCUCUUUGAUGUGUAAUUUUUCUGUUUGUUUGUUUGAUUGUUUGUUGUGGUUGUUAAAGAAAAUGAUUUUUCUCUUCUGUGCACACAGUAGCAAACCCCCCUGUACUUCCCUUAUUUCAGAGAAGAGAGUUUUAGAUUGAAACCUUUUUCUCUGUCUUGAUUCAGGAUUGGUUUUUCUUUUUGAAAUCCGGAUCCACUGUCGUCAACGGUUACGUCCCCCCCUGUGGUUAAAAGGGAGGGGGCUCCUCAGUUUAAGUUUGGUUUUCAAUUGGUGAACCAUUCAUUCAUUUUUUUUCGUGUAAGUAUUUGAUUCCCUCUCCACAGCCCCACCCCCUUAUAGAUUAUAGAUGGGACGGCAUCGUCCCCGAUAACUGAUGCAGAUAAAAUAUGAAUUUCUAACAUUGUUUUUGUUUUCUAAUCGCAAACAAAACACAUGUCUUUCCUCACGUGGGUUCAGGGAGAUAGGGGGAACGGGAGGGGAACGGGUUAGCUUUCCUGAUGAAAAAAAAAUAUCACUGUUGCCAAAGAGACGAUCUCUUUGCUUGAAAAAAAAAACACGUUUAGAAAAAGAUAAAAAUAAAGAGAGAAAAAAAAAGAUCUAUUUUUGUAAAUGAUAAUUAAAAUAAUAAUUAUUGAAGAAUUUUUACAAGAAUCUGGAUUUGAAAAAGAGAAAAAUAUUUUGACUGGCUAACUAAA